AUGACGGUGACAGAGUGUUGUUAUGCAGUGGGCUUCAUCUUCUGUGCAUUAUUUGCAGUGGUGAAAUGGAACACCGUACGGUACUCUAGAAAAGGUAUGCCUCCAGGAUCAUUAGGUUACCCUUUCAUUGGGGAGACUCUCCCAUUUCUCAAACAAGGACCCCUUUUCAUCAAACGAGGCAGAUCAAGAUAUGGAAAUCUCUUUAAGACUCAUGCAUUAGGUUCUCCUGUUGUUAUUAGCAUGGAUCCUGACGUCAAUAGAUACAUACUCUUGAAUGAAGCAAAAGGCUUGGUUCCUGGGUACCCCGAUUCCAUGAGGAAGAUCCUAGGAACUAACAUUGCUGAGGUUCAUGGUGCAGUCCACAAACGAGUCAGAGGCUCACUUUUAUCUCUCAUUGGUCCAAUGGCAGUUAAGGAUCGUCUUUUGCCAGAAGUUGACGAGUUCAUGAGGUCUUUCCUUGACAAUUGGGAUGGUAAAACAGUUGAUCUUCAGGAAAAAACUGUGGAGAUUGCAUUCUUUAGCUCCCUGAAAGCUAUCGUAGAAGAUGAGCCAAACUCUUUCCUCGAGUCCUUUAAAGCUAUAUUUGAUAAAAUGGCAGUAGGAACUUUAUCCUUGCCAUUUAAAAUUCCAGGAACUGAAUUUUAUCGAGGGAUGAAGGCUAGGGAAAAAUUGCUUACAUUGCUGAGAGAUCUCAUAGGCAAGAGAAGAGCUUCCUCAGCUACUCAUGAUGACUUUCUUGAACACCUCAUAAAAACUGAGAAUGUCAAUCAGAAGCUAGAUGAUGACGAAAUAAUUGAACAAAUCAUCACUCUCUUAUAUUCGGGUUAUGAAACUGUCUCAACUACUACAAUGAUGAUUAUCAAAUACCUAAAUGAUAACCCUAGCUUUCUACAGGAAGCUGAACAUUUUGCAAUCAUGCAAAAGAAAUUGCCAGGGGAACGGAUCAACUGGGAUGACUACAAGAAUAUGAGCCAAACUCGUGCGGUGAUACUUGAAACCAUGAGAUUGGCUAGUGUUAUUUCUGGAGUGAUGAGGAGGACUACUAAUGAUAUAGAAUUGAAUGCUAACAUUGAUGGUGCCUAUCACUUGUUAGGGUUUAUCAUUCCCAAGGGGUGGAGAGUUUAUGUUUACACAAGGGAGAUUAACUUUGAUCCCAUCCUUUAUGAAGAACCUUCUACUUUUAACCCAAGGAGAUGGCUGGAGAAAGGGUUGGAGACUCAUAAUCACAACAUGCUGUUUGGAGCAGGAGGCAGGGUGUGUCCUGGAAAGGAAUUAGGCUUGGUUAAAAUCAGUCUUUUCAUUCACUAUUUUGUGACUAAAUACAGGUGGGAAGAAGCAGAGGGAAACAAGAAACUGAUGAAAUUCCCCAGAGUGUUGGCACCAGAAGGGCUACAUAUGAAAAUUACAAAGUACUAA
Sphenostylis stenocarpa is the source of this 1416-nucleotide messenger RNA. Lineage: Eukaryota; Viridiplantae; Streptophyta; Magnoliopsida; Fabales; Fabaceae. The record is from the annotation of a GenBank genome assembly.